Tarenaya hassleriana is the source of this 1655-nucleotide messenger RNA. Its product is annotated as eukaryotic initiation factor 4A-9-like. The transcript is spliced from 5 exons. The coding region runs from base 86 to 1324 and encodes 412 amino acids. Gene Ontology annotation, cellular component: cytoplasmic stress granule. Gene Ontology annotation, molecular function: ATP binding; translation initiation factor activity; RNA helicase activity. Gene Ontology annotation, biological process: cytoplasmic translational initiation. The record is from RefSeq and is a predicted model, not a curated record. Lineage: Eukaryota; Viridiplantae; Streptophyta; Magnoliopsida; Brassicales; Cleomaceae.
AAAUAGGGGAGUCCGAAGAAUUCGUAUAACUAUCGUAUCGAUCGAAAUUUCUGGACAAACCCUAAAUUGCUCGGUUCGGAAAGAUAUGGCUGGUGUAGCCGAAGGAUCGCUCUAUGAUGCUCGCCAAUAUGACAGCCGUAUGAGUGAACUGCUUACCGAAGAAGGGAAAGAUUUCUUCUCUACUUAUGACGAGGUUUAUGAAUCUUUUGAUAAAAUGGGAUUGAAAGAGAACCUCCUCAGAGGCAUUUAUGCUUAUGGUUUCGAGAAGCCGUCUGCAAUCCAACAGAGAGGAAUCGUUCCGUUCUGCAAAGGGCUUGAUGUUAUCCAACAAGCUCAAUCCGGUACUGGAAAGACAGCGACUUUCUGCUCAGGGAUAUUGCAGCAGCUCGACUAUGAUCUGCUCCAGUGCCAAGCUUUGGUCCUCGCUCCUACAAGAGAGCUGGCCCAGCAAAUAGAGAAGGUCAUGAGGGCCCUCGGCGAUUAUUUGGGUGUAAAGGUUCAUGCUUGUGUUGGUGGAACCAGUGUACGUGAGGACCAGAGGAUCCUAGCCGCUGGUGUGCAUGUGGUUGUAGGCACUCCUGGCCGUGUCUUCGAUAUGUUGCGUAGGCAGUCACUUCGGGCUGAUCACAUCAGAAUGUUUGUUCUUGACGAGGCUGAUGAAAUGCUCUCUCGGGGUUUCAAGGAUCAGAUCUAUGACAUCUUUCAGCUCCUCCCGCCAAAAAUUCAAGUCGGUGUUUUCUCUGCAACAAUGCCACCGGAAGCCCUUGAAAUCACCAGAAAGUUCAUGAACAAACCCGUCAGGAUCCUUGUGAAGAGAGAUGAGCUCACUCUCGAGGGUAUCAAGCAGUUCUACGUGAACGUCGACAAAGAAGAAUGGAAACUCGACACGCUGUGUGACCUCUACGAGACACUAGCCAUCACCCAGAGCGUCAUCUUUGUGAACACGAGACGCAAGGUCGAUUGGCUCACGGACCAGAUGCGGGCCCGUGACCACACUGUCUCAGCCACCCACGGGGACAUGGACCAGAACACCCGGGACAUCAUCAUGCGGGAGUUCCGCUCGGGAUCCUCUCGCGUUCUCAUAACCACAGACCUGUUGGCCAGAGGAAUCGAUGUCCAGCAAGUUUCACUCGUCAUCAACUACGAUCUCCCGACUCAGCCCGAGAAUUACCUCCACAGGAUAGGUCGUAGCGGACGGUUCGGGAGGAAAGGAGUGGCCAUCAACUUCGUGACUCGAGAUGACGAGAGAAUGCUUGCAGAUAUCCAGAAGUUCUACAACGUUGUGAUCGAAGAGCUUCCGGCUAAUGUGGCGGAUUUGAUUUGAUGAAGGGUUUCAGUCCAACGAUCUUCUUGCAAAACCCGGAAAAAAACCACCGUUGAAGGUAAUAUCUGCCAAAUGUGUCUGUCACUCUAUGUGUGUGUGUGUGUAUGUAUGUAUGUGUGAGGUUAAAAGACGGUCUCUAACAUAAUUAAAGUGCCGGUUAUAUCCGGUUCGGUACUUGAAACCGAUAUAUCGCUUGAAAUGUGUUCUUGGCUACGAAAUUUUGUAUUAGUAGGGUUUGGUUUUGCGGUUUCCUGGGCUUAACCAUUUGGUUAAGUUCCGGUUUUAACUGUGCUAUAUGGUGGUUAUAUUAUAUAUAUCAGAGUUGGUAUUU